AUGCGGCGCUGGCCCAUGCAUCGGGUAUCUGCGACAGCUGGACGAUGCAUUUGGCCAUCCUUGUACAGGCCGAUUUUGCCCUCGAGGUGCGAGGCUUUCCCGAAGCCCAGCUUCGCCGUGCGAGGAGCCGCCAGCCUUCCAGAGGAGGUGCCUCUGGACAGACUCCGCAAUGUGGCCAUCAUCGCACACGUUGAUCAUGGGAAGACGACGUUGGUCGACCAGCUGAUGAAGCAGAGCGGCAUGGGCCUGAAAGUCACGGAGCGGAUGAUGGAUAGCAAAGAUCUGGAGCAGGAGAGAGGCAUUACCAUCCUGUCGAAGGCAACGAGGAUUUCAUGGAAUGGCUAUGUAUUCAACAUCGUAGACACUCCCGGCCACGCAGACUUCGGUGGAGAAGUGGAGCGAGUACUCUCCAUGGUGGACGGCGUCGUCCUAUUGGUAGACAUCGUAGAGGGUCCGAAGACCCAAACGAAGUUUGUUCUUCAGAAGGCGCUCAGGCAUCACAAGAUGAAGCCGUUGGUUGUGAUCAACAAGGUGGAUCGGCCCAUGACACGAGAGAAUGGUGAAGUUGAGAACGACAUUUUCGAUGUCUUUGCUAACAUGGCUUCGACAGACGAGCAGUUGGAGUAUCCGACGUUGUAUGCAUCUGGCAAAGCUGGAUUUUGUGCCAGAUCCCUGGAAGAAGCGCGGUCGGAGAAUCGUCCAACUGACAUGAUGGUGCUAUACGAGACGAUUCGAGAUGUCGUGCCGCCACCCGAGCCGGCCACACCUGAUCCGGCAAUCCUGGAGCUGGACGAGAAGUGCAAAGGAUUCUCAAUGCUGGUGUCGCAGCUUGACAGGCUUCCUGCGCUGGGGGCGACUGUCACGGGGAAGGUGCACAGCGGUCAGAUCCACAAGGGCGACAAGAUCAGCUGUAAGAGCUUGGACGGGGAGGUCGUGGGGUCUGGCAAGGUGCGCGAAAUCACGGUGGUUCACGGCGUGAGCCGGGAGCCUGUGAAGAUGGCCAAGGCUGGGGACAUCGUCUCCGUGAGCGUCACGGGCUUCACCCCGAGAUGGACGCAGACCCUUGUGAGCCAUCCAAAAGUGCCUCCGGUGGAGUGCCAGCCCAUAGAUCCUCCGGUGAUAUCUGUUCGAGCCGCAGUCAACGACUCUCCGUUGUCGGGUAAAGAUGGCAAGUACAUCACCCUCAACGCCCUGGGCGAGCGCCUGGAAAAGGAGGCACUCACCAAUCCUGCGAUUGAGGUCCAGCAGUCUCCCAAUCGCGACUACUUCGAAAUUCGUGGCCGUGGGGAGAUGCAGCUCGGAAUCCUCAUCGAAGAAAUGCGGCGAGAAGGCUACGAGAUGUCGCUUUCUCCACCAAGUGUUGUCAAGCAGCAAGGUGAGGAUGGGACAGUCCUGGAGCCCUGGGAAGAUGUCCAGAUUGAGGUGGACAUGUCGCAUGGAAGCCUGGUGAUGGAGCGCAUGUCUGGGCGAGGCGGCAAGGUGCUUGACAUGAGCACGGUCGGGGAAAGGCAGACAAUCAAGAUGGAGGCAGCAACGUCCUCACUGCUCGGCCUGCGCAGCUGGCUCAAAGAAGUUACCGGGGGCACUGGCACCGUGGUGUCCGACUUCAAGGAGAUGCGGCCCCAGGGCCCGCCGGCUCCUCGUGACAGGAACGGUGUGCUGAUUGCCAACACCGCCGGCAUUUCCACUGCCGUGGACCUGGGCAAGGCAGCGCGCAUGGGCAAGCUGUUCAUCAGCGAAGGCAUGGAGGUGUAUCCAGGAAUGAUCUUUGGCGAAAACAAUGCCAUGACUGACAUUGACACCAACAUUUCCAGGAAGCACGAUGGAUAUCAGUCUGCUGCUGGCUUUGCCCCGCCUAUCGAGAAACGGCUUGAGGAGGCCUUGAGCUACAUUCUCGAGGACGAGAAGCUGGAGGUGACGCCGAAGCGCAUCGUCAUGCGCAAGGCCAUCCUCGACGCCAACGAGCGAAGGCCGCCUCAAAGCGAGCGGGUUGACUUCGACGUGCCGGACCUGCAAACUGUCGAGCCUCUCCGAUGUCCGACGGUGUUGAAGUUUCGACAGGGGGCAGUUGCUGUAUCCUCGAAGUGUCAUCGCCUGCUCGUCGAGAACUCGAUUAGACCUGUAGAAGGUGCGCGUCUGCAGGGAUGUUUUGAGAUCGACUCCUCGACAGGCACUUCGGCUCAAGAUGCAGCAGCCAUGGCCGCGCGAGGGGCCCUGACCGCUGUUGUCUUCGCUCUCCGGCAGCAUUUCAAGUCCAGCAGCUCUUCUGAGAAAGCUUGCAGUCUGUUCUCCAUUUCGAAAAGCCGCUUGCUGGAUCUUAGAGUGCGGGCUAUUGACAAGUCGCGAAGCGAUCUCUUGCAGCUACCUUUCACCGCAGAACUCACGCAGACGGACGCAGAAUGUUUGGUUCUGCUUCAACAUUCGCUGCGUGUCUUGCUGGACGCCUUCAAGGCUUCAUAUUUGACGGGCGACUAUCCUCGCAAGCAGUUUGUCCGUCGCGAAACCACGCGCGCGGCAGCUUUGGAUCCAGGUCUUAGCACUGCCUUUGUCGAUGCCACCGGGACGCCCAGAAUAGUGCAAGACGAUGGCAGAGGAGUGGCCCUGAAAGCUUCAGGCGCAUCUGCCAGCCUACUCGCUAACGAAUCGGAUGUGACCGACCAUCAAGACAGGUCUUCACAGGUGACAGACGACCUUGAAGCAGACGUGAGCAUAAUCGAGCAAACGGUGAGAGAUGCGAAUGAGCAUGCCACGGACGAUCAGGCCCAGGCCUCCUGGGACACGUCGGACACAGAGCCCGAUCCUGUGAACUACACGGAGGCUGAGAUCUUGGAUUACAGCGGAGAGCAGUCAGAUCAGACCGAUAACACAGAGCCCAUCAAUUCCACGGCCGAGGACUGCUACCUCUCAGAGGACGGCGGUGUAGAAGAGAUUGACUCUCUAGUCAGUCUUCAAGCGAGCGCAGAUGAGGAGGAUGAUGAGGCACACGGCUCGUCUGGCAGCUCCCGGGAAGGAGGACUUUUGGGUGCAGAUGCGGCAGCUGCAGAUGCUCUCAACUCCAGCCCUGCCGACUUGAGAGACAUCGGUGACGAGACGAGGUGGUGGGGUCGCUGGGCGGAGCGUGAGCGCGAGGAAGGGCGAACGCAACCCGAGGCCGAGCCAGACUCGCCUUUCCACAGCGCGAAGCUCAAGGUGGCGGCCCGGCGAAAGAGCCAGCCGAAGCGGGUGACGAGCCAGGAGACUCCCAAGUGCUUGCUCGGCAAGUACUGGUGUGAGCAGUUCCAAAAAGCAGGUGUGGCGAUAGCUGACCAGGCCAGGAUCGGAUCCAAGGGCAAUGAAUGGCUUUACAACGCGGAAGGGACGAAAGUUGGAAAAGGAGACUCCGACAAGGAUUGCAAUCAAAAGCUGUACUUCUGCGCUGGGCAGACUAAGUACGGUUCUGGGCUUAAGCAGGCCAAGGCGGUGAAAGAGGCCAUUCAGAAUCACGGCGUGCAUCCCGAGAAGGCGGAUUGCUCACUUGGCAAGUUCUGGUGCAAAAUCCUGGCGGCUGCAGGAAUCGCAAAGAAGGACCGUGGAUCCAUCCGCACGAAAGAUGGCGAAUGGUACUUCAAAGGCAAAGGCACCAAACUCGGCUUCGGGUCUUACAAGGAGAAAUGUCCACGCAAGUUCUUGUGUGCCGGCGGAAGAAAGUAUGGAAUGGCAAUACAGCAAGCUCGCGAAGUGAAGAAAGCCAUUCAGAACGGAGGCGUUCAUCCCGCCAAGGUCGUCUGCACCUUGAGUGAGUACUGGUGUGCCCAACUGCAGAGAGCAGGCAUCGUUCGCAACGAUCAAGGAAGGCUGAGUGCGAAAAGCGGAGUAUGGUAUUUCAAAGACACAAGCACUGGAGUGGGCUACGGAUCAUACAAAAAAGGAUGUGACAGCAGGAAGCUUUUCUGUUCCGGUGGAAAGACAUUCGGCACUGGGUUGCAGCAGGCGAAGGCACUGAAAGAAGCCAUCGCGAACGGGGGCGUGCAUCCGGACAUGGUGCCUUGCAAGUUGGGCAAGUACUGGUGCCCACUGAUGAAGCGUGCAGGAAUACGGGGACGGGACAUUGUCAAGGUCACGUUCAAAAGCAAUGAGUGGCUUUUCGAUGGGCAACCGUUGCGGGUUGGAUACGGCUCGUACAAGGUGCACUGCGACAGUGCAAGGCUGUUCUGCGCAGGAGGCACAAAGUAUGGCUUUGGCAUUCUCCAGGCUCGAGCCGUGCGUGUGGCCAUUCAGAGCGGAGGAACUCAUCCGGCAAAGGCCAACUACAGAAGCUUUCAGAACUUCUGUGUCCUCGAGAACGGCAAGGAUGCGCCGCAGGACAAAGGCCGCGUGACCAAGAAUGUCGUGGGCUGCGAAGCGGCAUGUGACCUGACGGCUGGUUGCGUCGGCUUCGAGUGGUAUGCCAAUGGCUGGAACCGGAGGAACUGCUUCCUCUUCAUCAAUCAGCCUCUGGCAAAAGGCAGCGCAGGGAAACAGUGGAAGGAUGCAAUGUGCUACAUCAAGAAGGAGCGACGGUGCACUGUUUUCCCAAAGUGGAGAAUGACAUGGCUGGGAAAACAUGUUCAGAUCUCGCUGGGCGAGCACAAGUAUGGCGCAAAGCUUCCAUGGAAAACUUGUUUCGAACUUUGCGAAAUGGAACAGGAUUGCAAGCAGGUGGUUUGGAGCAAGAGUGGAUGCUUUGGCAUGCUGGCUCGGAGCGAUGACGAUCAGGACAGCAAAGGUGGCAAGAACGGUGGCUACAUAUCAGCCCACUGCUUCGAUAAGGAUAUACUGCACCACGUGCGUGCCUGUUCCCAAUGCGGAAAGAAUUUAUGUCAAGCAUGGAGAACGAACGAGAAGCAUUUGGAGUCUCGCUACAUGAUGGGCUCUUCGCUGCAGUCUUGGGGAUGCGAGAAUUUGUGGACGAAGCCAUACGGAGCGGUUCGCAAUUCUGGCACGGGCGCCGUCUACGUCGUGGAGAACCGGGCGGAGCAG
Messenger RNA from Symbiodinium sp. CCMP2456, 4998 nucleotides. The record is from the annotation of a GenBank genome assembly. NCBI's taxonomy places the organism in Eukaryota, Dinophyceae, Suessiales, Symbiodiniaceae.